Molecule: messenger RNA, 3243 nt
Organism: Closterium sp. NIES-65
Lineage: Eukaryota; Viridiplantae; Streptophyta; Zygnematophyceae; Desmidiales; Closteriaceae
Source: the annotation of a GenBank genome assembly
AUGCUGAUUAUAGACAACCAGCCGGUUCCGCGCAAUCUCGCGGGCACGGCGCUGCUCCGUUACCUCCUCACGCAUCCGAGCCUCGUCGCUGGCUCGGAUGAGUUCUUUCACCGAACCGGCCGCUCAGGCUCGGAAGCCGGUCCUGUCCCUGGUCCAUUCCGUGCUAAGCACGAUGAAUUCGAGAAUCUUGCGCGGCCGGCAUGCGGUAGCGACGAUCGUUUGUCCGACAGUCAUGCUGCCGGCCAGACGGCAUCACAGUCAACCCUCAGCACCCCACCGGCAACUCUUCCCUCCCCCACCACUCCUUCCGCGCAUCUUGGCGCAAACCCUGGGGGAUCACGCUCCCCCAGUUUGGCUGCCGCGCGUGCAGCGGAAAAGCUGAGAUGCGCGGAGGCGCAAGGAGGCGCAGGUGAGGGGGAAGUGGGGAACCUGCGGAACGCAGGUGGCCGUGACGGCGCCGCGUGUAACGGCGGCGUUAACGGUAGCGGGAUCUCGGUGUGCCGAGGGCGGGAGGGCGGAGGGGGCGAGUGGAUGCGCCGGCAGCGGGACCUGCUGGGCGGCGCGGGGAGCCGCUCUCUCGGCGCUCCACGUGGCGAGGAAUCUACUGCUGACACGUGUGAUGCUGGCAGUGAUGCGCUUCCCCGCGCGAUUUGGCGCAGUUUGAGUGCGAGUGUGCUUAAAGCGCGUGAUGCUGCAGCGGGGAUAACUGGUGGAUAUACUGUUGGUAGCGGGGCUGCUGGUAACGGUGCUGCUGGUAGCACUGCUGACGGUGAGCGCAAUGCCGCGCUGCCGCUGGAGACGGCCACGCCUCCGCGUGCCUCCACUCGUGCAGGCGAAGAAUGCGCGGCAGGGGCGGCAGGAGAAGCAGUAGCGGCAGCACCAGCGGAGGAAGCGGCACGGAAUGCGGAAUGCGGCUUGUUCGAUCGGCUAAAGUGGCACGGAGAUGGGGACGGAGCGCGCAAGCUUGGACCGGGGGAAGGGGCGCGCGCGCAACUAGAGGGGGGCGGUGGGGCGGGAGAUUGCGGGAAAGAGGGCGCAAGGAAGGCGGACGGGGGUGAGGCGCAGCAGGGACGGCCGGAGCGGCUGGUGUACGUGGCGCAAGCUGAGGUGGCAACUGCUGACGUGGACCUGGUUGACGUCAUAGGCACGGACGAGAUGACGACGUGUGUGGCGGUGGCGCUGCGCCAUCCGCGCACGGGGCGCACGGCUCUGGCGCACGUGGACGCGUCGCUCUGCGCAGCAUGGCAUGGUGCCGCAGGCGCAUGCUCCCCUGUGGGGACUGGCAUGCUCCCAUCGCAUGCUCCCCUGUGGGGACUGGCAUGCGUGCGCGCGUGCAAAGCCAUUCCUCGUUGCUCGUUGCUUCCCUCUGCCGCGCUUUACCCUCGCUCGUUCGCGAUCCACUGCCAUGCCUCUGCACUGCAUCCCCUCUCUCCCUCUCCUCCCUGCCGGCCUAUCCCCGCUUCUCCCUGCCUCUCAUUUCCUCUCCCCGCUUCUCCCUGCCUCUCAUUUCCUAUCCCCGCUUCUCCCUGCCUCUCAUCUCCUCUCCCCGUCCUGCCCCCCUCUGCCCAUCCGGCCGUGCCUCUCUGUACCCCCCGUGCCCCCCCCCCUCAGGUGCACGUGGUGGGCGCGUUUGACGACGACCCGGGGCACACAGAGAGCAUCCACGCCGCGUGGGAGAAGGAGCAGGAGAGGCAGGAGCAGGAGCGCGUGCGGCAUGAGGAAUCCCAAGAGCAGCAGCAGGGUUACCAGGGAGGGAGCAGCAGCGGGCGGCAGUCAGGGUGCAAGCGCAGGCGAGCCCUUAGCCCUGCAGCCAGUGGCGACAGGGGCAUGCGCGCAGGGCGAGGAGCGGAAGUAGAAGCAGGAGCAGGAGAGGGAGGUGCACAUGGCAGCGCCUGGUCACACGGCAACCCAUCAAGCCCUGCAGCAACAGCAUCGCCAUGCCAAGGCACUGCACCCAUGCAUGCCUUGCACCUGGAUGGCACCCCACACCACCACCACACGCCACUGCACCUCUCCUCCCCUCCACUGCACCUUCCGCCGUCGUCUCUGCUUCCUCCGCUUCCCACCGCCACCCCGAACAGCCUGUACUACAGCCUUUCCCGCGCGGACAACGCCCCCUUCGCCCCUCCUCUCCCCGCGGGCACGUCACUCCCAUUAGCCUGCGCGCUGGUGACGGCGCUGCACGCGCUCCCGCGCCCCUUCCGCCUCUGCACGCUCGCGCUCCUCCCCCUCAAUACCACGUGGGACCCCUCCCGCCGCGCCCCUGUGCCCCGCACGCGCGGACUGGCGGUCCACGUGGCGUCUGGGGAAGCCUCCCCGCGCGUAUUCACCCCAGAAGAGCGCGGGCCUGAUGCUGUGCUGCGCUCCGUGCUGCUCUUCUUUGGGGAAGGGGGCGAGGCGGAGGAGGGGAAGGGGGAAGCGGAAGGUGAGGCGGGUGGGUGGUGGGGAGGGGGGUCGGGGGAGGAGGAGCGGUUGGUGGCGGAGGGGCGCGAGGGGGGAGAGGGGGAGGGGCGGGAGGGGCGCUGUGAGGGCAGUGUGUGUACGCCUGAGAAAGGGCGGCCUGUUGAUGCUGCUGCACGCACUGGUGGUGGCACUCCGGCUAGCGGCGAUACUGGCAGCACACACGCACACAGCACUCCCUCCUCCUCCCCUCUCAUUCCCUCCUCUCUCUCCUCCUCCUCCCCUUCCCCACUCCUUUCCUCCUCCUCGUUCUCCCCUCUCCUUUCCUCUUGGCCGUCUCCCUCCCUACCGCCGCUCGCAUCCUCCCCUACUCUGCUCUCCACCCUCCCACCCGCCGCGCUGGCACCGCUCUGCACCGCUCUGUGCGGUCCACUCUGUCCCCAGGGCCGCCUUACCCGCUUCUACGACACUCAAAUUGACAGAUUCGUGCUGCCGCCCACCAGGCUGAUGGACGCGGCAGCACUGGCGCGGCAGCGGCUGAGCAUGACGGAUCACGAGCUGCUGCACGCCAACUCCACGUCGCCACUGGCUGAGGGACCCGACUUCCUGCCCUUCAUCCGCAGCUGCUACCGCCUGCUAGCCCAGUCACCAGACACCGACACGCUCUUUCCCAGCGGAGCUCCCCGCGUCUUCACGCGCGACCCCACCUCCCAGCGCUGGCAGCGUGCACCUCCCCCAUUGCCCCCGCGCACGCCGCUCAUGCUGUACCGCGCGUACCGCUCGCGCCACCUGCACUCGCUCUCCUCGCUGCUCUGCUCCCUGCCCUGCUGGCCCUGGCUCUGA